GAAAAAUCCAAUAUUAGGAAUAAACCAUAAUGCAAGCACUUACUACUAUAUUCACAGCGCCAUCGUGGUGCUUGACUAGGUUCGCGGUAUAUAUCGACAAUAAUCCCUUUCAUUCGAGUACCCUAUCUCCCACAAGGGGAUGGGUCGAUCCGUCCUUCUCGAAAUGUGUGCCAAGCCAGUAUACCGACCAACUACAAACCCUUAGCCCCGGUGUGUGUCCAAAUUAUAUGAGCAUCGCAAGAUCCGACUACAACGUGAAUGAUGGAAGAACUCUCUGGACUGGAGGAUGUUGUCAAAGCGGGUUCUCCGACAUGUCCGGGUAUUUUUGUACCUCUACCGUUACUACGCCCAUGGCCUUUCUUCUCUUGCCGAACAUUACUACGACGGACAUCUAUACCACACUUUCUGAUAUGUGGAUAGAGCACGGCCAGAUAACCGUUGAGUGGCAAGAGACCGAUCUAAAGGAUUUCCCAACGGAGAUCAUGACAAAUUAUGAGUCAAUCAUGGGAAUCACGCUCGCUACUACAGAUAAGAGUUCUACCUCGACAGUUACAACUCAUUCCGUCAGUGGAAGGACUUCGAGCACUGUAGCAACGUCAACAUCAGCUACCACCGCCUCUACACUUACUGUUAUUCCAAUGGAUACAUUGGAACCAACGAGUGGGCCAAUUGAGACGCUUGCUAUAACCUCAACACAUACGCAGUCGUCGUCUGUACCUUCAAGCGGUGGUUUUGGGCAUCCAUGGCGGAUUUUAAGCUCAUUUAUCGUGUGCUUGGUAUGUUUCUGGACGAUUUAACGGCUGAAGAAUGAAUGCGAGAGGGUGACGGUUAUAAAAUUGAUAAACAUAAAUGUUGGCUUCGUCAUAGUAAUUGUAGAGGGUUGGGGAAGAUAUGCCUCCUUAAAAAGGCAAUAGCAGACAAUCUAGUUAUUUCCCAUUAAUUCAGAUUGCCUCAAUUUAUACGAUCAAUUCAGUAGCA
Molecule: messenger RNA, 978 nt
Organism: Daldinia loculata
Lineage: Eukaryota; Fungi; Ascomycota; Sordariomycetes; Xylariales; Hypoxylaceae
Exons: 2
Coding region: 30-797 (255 amino acids)
Source: RefSeq, a predicted model, not a curated record